This is a messenger RNA of Knipowitschia caucasica, 327 nucleotides long. NCBI's taxonomy places the organism in Eukaryota, Metazoa, Chordata, Actinopteri, Gobiiformes, Gobiidae. The record is from the annotation of a GenBank genome assembly.
AUGGUCGCAGCUGCAGAGUAUUACCAAUCACAACAGCGGCGGCGUUUUUGGGGUUUGGGAGGAGAGACCGAGGCUUAUCAGUGCCAGGAUCAAUGUCGCGGAGAUGCAGGGAAAAAACAUCUGGUGAUCGGCCGCAUGGUUGUUGACGCAGACCACAUCAGACGGGCGAAGAACAGGGACUCUGUGCGGUUGAGUUUCCUCCGUGUGCUCCGGUUUCCUCCGUGUGCUGCGGUUUCCUCCGUGUGCUCCGGUUUCCUCCGUGUGCUCCGGUUUCCUCCAUGUGCUCCAGUUUCCUUCGUGUUCUCCGGUUUCCUCCGUGUGCCCUGA